Ruditapes philippinarum (Manila clam) is the source of this 2040-nucleotide messenger RNA. RefSeq lists its product as uncharacterized. NCBI's taxonomy places the organism in Eukaryota, Metazoa, Mollusca, Bivalvia, Venerida, Veneridae. Bases 154 to 906 code for a protein of 250 amino acids. The transcript has 2 exons. The record is from RefSeq and is a predicted model, not a curated record.
UAGAUAAAACACAACUGAUAAAGAUUUUGAAAUACCUUUAUUUGUAAUCUCAUGUAUUCCAGUCAAAUACAUUUAAGAAUGUAUCAUUAAAUAAGGGUAAAGACUAAGAAAUUGGGAAAAUCCACGAAAAAGAGAGUUAUUGCUGGACUUACAAUGGAGGAAAUGAUGAUUCAGUGUAUGAUGUUUGAUCAAGAUUGCUUCCGGGAUGUUCGAAUGCUUGCUGCUUCACGUAUCCAGAAUGAAUGGCUAGAACAAAAUUUACCUACUCUCGUCGAAGUCUCAAAGAAAGAUUUUAUGUCGUAUCGAGACAUUUACACUUUUGCUAAUAAGAAGAUUAUCUUUGAUGUCUGCGAUACUGAUAGAAAUAUUUUGAGUAAAUUAACAGUGAGGAACCUCAUUUUUCUCGGAAGCAUGUUUGAUGGGUUGUAUUUAGAGAAAGGUCUACCAAUUUUUGACAGCGGCACGUCUCCGAUGAAUGACACAGAUCUGGACAUUAUUAUAGAAUAUGGAGGUAUUGAAAUAGUUGACGGCCACAUAAAAACCACCUAUAUGGGCGAAUAUCUUCAUGCGGAAGAAACACAAAAUCCUGGAUAUUAUAAAAUGAGAUUAUGUAAUUCAUCGGUCCUGUAUGAGAGGAAACAAAUAUAUCUGAAGGCUUUGAAACUGAAACAUAAGCUCUCAGCCGAUUUAGAGGCUGCAAAAUUUGUUUUCGUGAGUCAUCAGUCAUUUGAAACAUUUACAGGUGCGUCCUUAAGUGGUGUAAUCGAUGUUGAACUAGGAGUUAUACAGACAGAUCUGGUAGCCGCUUUAACCAUGCAAAAAUGGCCAGAAGUUGCGAAAUCAUUCAUCUCCAGACCAAGGUUUUAUGGAUGGCCCUCUAGACUUACUACAAACCAUCACAAGUAAAGGAUGCGGUUUUGUCGCAAAAGCUUACUCUGGAAGUGUGGAUACGGAAUAUCAAUGGAGAAUUUCGUUUGCAUCAUCCGAAAAACAGUUGGUUCGAUCUCUUUCUGAUCAUCAGAUCCGGGCAUAUCUGUUCUUGAAAACAAUUUUCCGUCAGUAUUUGCAAAAGACGGAAGAUUUGUCAAGUUAUAUGAUGAAAAACAUUUUGUUUUGGACUCUCGAGAACACACAUCCUCAAAACUGGGGAGAAGGUAGAAUAUUUUGGUGUAUCAAUGCUCUUCUUAACACUCUUCACAAUUGUCUUAAAAGCAGAACACUCAGUAGUUAUUUUCUUCCUAGUUUAAAUUUGAUAGGUCAUCUUGACAUAAAAGUUGUAAGCUGGCUUGCAGAAAGGGUACGCUCAAUUCAGAGGAACUUGCUUGAAAUUAUCAUGAGAUGCAAAGAAUCUCCCAACUUUAAAGGCGUAUGUGAAGUAUCACUACCGAGGCUUUUAGACUAUUCUUCUGCAGAGGUAGUGUCUGUUCUAAGUAUGACAUACUUCUCCAUGUAUCUUUUCAUCAGAUUUCAAGUCAUGAGAUAUCAUGUUAAGGUGGACUUUCAAACAUUUAAAAAAUCAUUCAAAAGGCGAUGCAAGAGCAUGUGCGACCAGAUAGCACCGCGAGCCGCCUGGUACUUUCUUCAGUCUAUCAAACUUCAACAAGAUAGUUCACUGUAUGACCUUGAAUUCAACAACAAAGGAGAACUUGUUAUUGAUAUCUACAGAAUGCGUGAAAAGGUUGUUGACUUCUGGCGUAGCCCAGUCUAUGAAGGGAUAUUUCGAAGAGUGAUAGAAACUCAAGAAUUGGGCGCAAGUGUAACAGUUUCAUUCAUUCCCAAAUUUGAAGACUUUGUAAGCUGGGUAGAUAUGGAAUGUCAGUGGUCUGGAGGUAUCCCGAUUACACAUGACCAUAGUAGUGAAGAGUUUCCUUUUCUCACACUUGAAUAGAAUAAAACAAUAAAUCAAGAGGUUCAUUUUGAGCAAAUAUUAUUCAGAUGUGGAGAUGCAACUUUUGAGCCCUAUGUGUCAUAUGUCUUUUCGAAGACAGAAAACGAAAUAAUGUUUUUUUUUGUUCAAAAUACAUCUGAUACAUUGAUAUC